CAGAAAUGGUUUUUUAUCUUUUCUUUGGAAGUAUUCGCCUACGUGAUAAGAACCUGCAUUAACCAUAGGCAGACGUCUGUAUUGUAAUGAUCCCUUUAUAAAGGCUUAAUAAAUCAUGAAAGGACUGGGUUAGUCUAAUCUCAUUAUGUCAGAUCAUGACAAAUCCAUGCUGAAAUUUUGUUUCAAAAACUUUAGAUAUUUUAUAGAUUUUUGUAGAUGUGUAAAACAUUUAAUUUGAAGUACUCUUUCUGUUCCCAUAGGUCAACCCGGUGCACUCACAAACACAACCUUCAGUUGACUCAGUACACUUUCUCGUGCCAUCCUGCCAUCCAACCUCCUCAUCCUAUCUUCAGAGCAUCGACCUUUCUCACCAUGUCCGACCAACCCACCCAGUCCUACCAUGAAGGGGCCUAUAAGUCCCUGAUGAGAGGCUUGACAGAGCUGAACAUCCUUGUGGACAGUGUUCCCUGUGAGCUGGUGCUGAGUGGAGACCAUGCCUUUCCUUUGGCAAUGAACAGCCAAGGCCAGGUCCUGAUGGCGGCCUCUCUGUACGGCAGUGGAAGGAUUGUGGUCCUGAGUCAUGAGUCCUACCUGACCCUCUUUCCUGCUCUGGUGGAGAACGCAGUGACCUGGCUGAGAGGAGAUGGAUCUGAUAACCUGUCUGUCGGGGUCCACAAUAGCGCCAAGUGGGUCGCUAAAAACCUCAGCAAGUCCGGCUUCAACGUCCAAGUUGUUGGGAAAUUCAGUGACAGUGCUGGGGUCGGUGUGUAUGUGACUGAUGCCUACAGCGUGGCUCCAGACGCAAAUGACCUGGUGGCGUUUAUGAAAGCUGGAGGAGGAGUGCUGAUAGGCGGGCAGGCGUGGCACUGGGCUACAAGUCAUCCUCCCGAGACCACAAUUCUUCAAUUUCCAGGGAAUAAGGUGUCUGGUGUAUCAGGGAUCAACUUUACUCCAUAUUAUGGGACGGCAGAGAUCCUGCCUGUUCCCCCUCACAUCCCAUCCUCAUGGAUGGCUUUACGUGUUGGUAAAAAUUUUGAGGAUGACUGGAAGUCCUUACUACAGGGGGUUUCAGAGUUUGACCUCGGGCGUGAUUUAGUGGCUUCUGAGGUUCUGGUCCACGGCCCACUAGCCUUCCCCAUUGGUACCACUGAGGAUGGGCGAGCGUUCCUGGCUGGAACCUACUAUGGGAAGGGACGAGUCAUUGUGAUUGCACAUGAAGCUCCUAUGUCAUCAAAGGCACUGUCUUCAUUUUGGAACAAUGCCAUUGGUUGGUUGGACCAAGGCCGGAAGGGGGUUGUUGGUGUUGUGCCAGGGCGCGGCUAUCUCAGCCAGUCAGGGUUACAGUAUGAGGAGACAGAGUUCAGGAAAGACCUGAGUGUGUUUGUUUGUGACGUGUACAGCGACCAACACAUGGAGGAAAUCCAAGACUUUGUAGCAGAGGGAGGAGGCCUGCUGAUUGGUGGACACGCAUGGUACUGGGCACAGACUCAUCCUGGGCGAAACCCAAUGACUGAUUUCUUAGGAAACAAAAUCCUGAACAAAAUGGGUUUAAGCCUGUUGGCAGCAACGAUUAAAGAAGAUACCUACAAGGCCACAAAGGAAACAUACCACUUUCGCCAGUUUCUGCAUUCCUUUGUUGGUCAUCUUACCAAGGGCACAACACUCACCGAGCAGGAUGAGGAAAAGCUUGAAAAACUGGAGUCUGGGUGCAUCAACUUCUUGAACAUGAAGGCCUAUGAUAGCUACUCCUACACACAGGUGCUGACCAUCCUCACUGACAUGUUGAAGUCCCACAUGCCACAGGUGAGUGAGAACAACCCUGUGAAGACUCCCACGGACCACCUACUCCUCAGUCUCGGGAUAGAGGUAUAUAAUGUGUCCCCAGAUCGUGAUGCUCUCCUGCCGUACCUCAUCCAUGAUGCCAAGAUGCCUUUUGUCUACAACCGAAGGCUCAGGAUUAAUGCUGACACAGCAGGAUCGGCCGAGUGGAUCAGUACUGGCCUGUACCUCUCGCCGGGUUUGAAGACUGAGAUGAUCAUGCCAGCAGAACUCGUCAACAAGAACUGGAUGGUUCAGAUUGGUUGUCAAUCAGACUAUCUGAAGCAUGAAGAGUUGAAGAGAGCACCGCGUGUUCAUCAGACAUUUCUCGUCGACACGGAAAAGAUGGAGGUGUGGAACCUGUGGGGGGGACUCAUCUACCUGGUGGCUCCACCCAACAUGAAGGUGGAGGGGGCAGAGGUCAGAGUGCAGAUAGCCACUCCUGCUCCUUAUUAUAAGUGUGGUGUGACCACAGCAGAUGAGUGGCCGUCGCUGCGCACAGCUCCUGCACCCUGGGCAGAGUUUGAGUUUGACAACAUCGUCCUUACUGUCCCAUCAGAAGUUAUUCGAGGCCUGGAGCGCCCUGAUGAGGUGGCAGGGCUCUGGAAUGACAUCAUGAAGGGAGUUGCAGAUCUGGCUGUCAUACCACGAAAGUUUGAACGCAAAGAGCGCAUUGUUGCAGAUGUGCAGAUUUCUGCUGGUUGGAUGCAUGCUGGUUAUCCUGUAAUGAUGCACUCAUCUAAAGCAUCUGAACUGUUCAGACUGAAUGAUGCCAGGACCAAAGGCCUGUGGGGAGAAAGUCAUGAACUGGGACACAACCAACAGAGAAGCAACUGGGAGUUCAGACCACACACCACAGAGGCAACAUGCAACCUGUGGUCAGUGUAUGUGCAUGAAGAGGUGCUGGGGCUCAACAGGGCAAAGGCUCAUGAAGCUUUGACCUUAAAAGAGCGGAAGGAACGUGUAGAAAAGUACAUCAGGGAGGGCAGGAACCUCAGCAACUGGAAAUUGUGGGUGGCCCUGGAGACAUACCUGCAGCUCCAGGAAAGGUUUGGCUGGGGUGCCUUUAAGGAAGUGUUUGCUGCCUACCACGAGAUGAGCGGUGUUCCUACUGACAACGACGGAAAGAUGAACCUGUAUGCUGAGACGUUCUCCAGGGCUGUGGAGAUGAACCUGUGUGGAUUCUUUAAGGCCUGGGGCUGGCCCAUAACCAGAGCUACUGAGGAGAUCCUCUGCAGCCUGCCUCCCUGGAGGGACCACCCCAUGGUCUAAUAUCACUCAACUCACAAUGCUGCUGAUUGAAGUUGUUGAGAGAUGUUUGUCCAUUCAUAAUCAGGAAUAGGAUUGUAAACUCGGCUUAUUUCAGUAAUUAUAGUGUUUAGGUGAGUGGGCUUUAAACUCUAAAAUAUUCAUCAAUAUGAGCGACUCUUUUCACAUUAUAUACAGUCAUUUAGCCCACUGUAAAUGAAUAAAUGCUGAUUAUUGCAGCUUUAUUUUUUGCAGCAACACGCAUUCAUUCAAGUAAUUAAGUAAUUCCUGGGUCUUCUUGCGGGUCACAUCCUUAAAAUAUGUAGAUGUUUCUGUUGUGGAUCAGUACACUGUCUUUCUUCUUCAACUUCCUUGUUCUGUCGUAAUGCUUUUACUUUGUGUUUCUCUGUGUGUAUACAGCAGUGUUGGAAGAAGUAUUCAGAUCCCUUACUUAAGUAAAUCUACUUGUUUGGGAGGUAACUGAGCAGGGCUAGCUCUUCCAGGUUUUUUAGCAGUAAC
This is a messenger RNA of Centropristis striata (black sea bass), 3585 nucleotides long. RefSeq names its product TRPM8 channel-associated factor homolog. The record is from RefSeq and is a predicted model, not a curated record. The transcript has 11 exons. NCBI's taxonomy places the organism in Eukaryota, Metazoa, Chordata, Actinopteri, Perciformes, Serranidae. Bases 217 to 3090 code for a protein of 957 amino acids.